This is a messenger RNA of Sordaria macrospora k-hell, 2295 nucleotides long. RefSeq lists its product as uncharacterized. Gene Ontology annotation, cellular component: chromatin. Gene Ontology annotation, biological process: regulation of transcription by RNA polymerase II; DNA-templated transcription. The record is from RefSeq and is a predicted model, not a curated record. Gene Ontology annotation, molecular function: RNA polymerase II cis-regulatory region sequence-specific DNA binding; zinc ion binding; DNA-binding transcription factor activity, RNA polymerase II-specific. Lineage: Eukaryota; Fungi; Ascomycota; Sordariomycetes; Sordariales; Sordariaceae.
AUGCAGCCUUCCAUGCCCACGUCCAUGCCAUCUGACUCUCGGCUUCUAUCGAGAGGUCCGGCAUGUAAUCUUGAUCUUCUUUCCGACGCGGCGACGCACCUGGCUUCCGGUGGUGAGGUCAAUAACCUUCAGCACAUGCAACCGACCAUGAUGCAAGGGCUCUCGCAACAGCAAGGUGACCUUCCUCCGGCCAAGUCUUACCAGGACUCUAUGGCUUUCGCAAACCAUAAUCCAAAGCAGGAACCUGGUGUCAUGAAUGGGGGAUAUUCUACGCAACCUCCAGGCUCCGAGUUUGACCCCUUUUUAAUGGAGGACUAUGCGUCAUCGCACGCUUUUCCUCCGUUCUUCGACGGGGACCAAUCGUUUAGUAUGUGGUCUCGCCCUGGACUCGAGAACGGAUUACGGGGCGGUCCCUCGAAGCCCAACUCAACAUUUCCGUCGAGGUUUCCGUCGGUACAGCCUGAGCUUCGAGAUGGCCCAGACGGGAGUGCCGCGAUGAAAGCAGCAAACUUCACGAUUUUGGCAAGAGACCAUUCCCUGAUGAAAGCCAAACUCGAUGAAUUUUCUUCGGUUCUCCCCAGCAACUUUGUAUUUCCUUCGCCCCACACUUUGCAGAGGUUCUUGGAAGGCUUUUUUACUGGCUUCCAUGAUCAUCUACCCUUCAUUCACCUCCCGACUUUUUCACCUGUGGAGGCUUCCCCUGAAUUGUUGCUGGCCAUCGCUUCCGUAGGUGCGCAGUACCGCUUCGAGCGACCGAGAGGCCAUGCGCUCUGGUAUGCCGCCAAAGCUGUUGCCUUGGAACAGAUCCGACGCCGAAAUAAUUACGAAGUGCAGGGCCUUCUACCGCCUUCGGGGCAAUAUAGCCCCCGAACCUCAGCCAAACCGUCACCGAGCUCUGGAUUUCGACACUCAUAUCCUUCUGUUCAUCGAGACCGCCCGGUCACUCAAGACACUCACCGGGAACUUUAUUCCCCGAAUACGCCCCAGUCACGCCUCGAGACGAUUCAAGCGAUCCUUCUCCUUUUUGCUAUAGGUUUGUGGGGGGCCAAGGCCAUCCUACACGAGGCACUGUCCCUGCAAAGUCAACUUGCGUUCCUGGUCAGGGAAGAAGGUCUCCAAGGCGAGCCCAACCAAGCGCCUGACUGGGAGAGUUGGGUACACGCCGAGUCAGCAACUCGAACGAAGCUGAUAGCAUACUGCUUCUUCAACCUCUGCAGUGUUGCGUACAAUACGGUCCCCCUGCUCCUUACAUCUGAGAUACAGCUCUAUCUGCCCAACGCCACUCGUUUGUGGAGAGCAGGAGAUUCGAUCCAGUGGCAAGAAGCGCGGCAAACCUCUCCCAACACCGAUGUUCCUUUGUCAAUUGCGUUUUCGCGGUUGUUCAAUCGUGGGAUCCAGGGCCCGCCCCCUCAGGUCACAUCCUUGGGCAACUACGUUCUCAUUCAUGCUAUCCUCCAGCACAUCUUUGUGCUCAAGCAGGCGACGUACGCAACAUCCCUUGGAACGCAGAGAGCGCUAAGGGGACAGGAUAAUGAGGAUAUUGGUCAAGCUCUUAGAGUGUGGUAUCACAGUGUUGAGCAGCAGCGACACGUAGAGGGGGUUGAUACAUGGGAUUCUGUCGACUCCAAUUCUCUGGCCUUGCACAGGGUGGCGUUCAUCAAGCUGAACACGGACCUGAAUGCCAGUCGCUAUCUGGAAAUGCGUGAUUACAACGCUGCUGGGAGGGCAUAUGCGGACGCACCUCUCCUUAUGCGUGGUAUGCUGCUCAAUCGCGCAGUGUAUCAAGCUAUUCAGGCGCUUAGCCCAUUGGUCAAGAUGGGCGUCAACUACGUAGCGAGGACCAAGUCGCCAGAAUGGGGUGUACAGCAUUCAAUGUGCAACAAUGAAUGCGCCGUCGUGAUCUCCAAAUGGCUUCUGACCCUUGCCUCGAUCGGCCCAACUGACACGCCGAUAACGGUCGAUGAGAACCAGCUCCUCGAAGCUCUACGGCGCAUGUUAGACGAGACCGAGUUCGCCGUUCCCAUUGACCCGGCCAUCGGCGGAGGGACACAACAAAACCACAAUCACCAGCAGAGGUCGGCUGACGGGUUAGCUACCGACCCCAUCAACCUUCGCCAGCUCGCAGCGGCAGUGGUCAGGUUAUGGGCUGAGACAUUCAAGGGGAGUCAUCUCUUUGAGUUUGUGGAUAUGAUGGGUUCUGCGCUGGAGUCAUACGCAUAUCAUAUUGAGAAUCCGAGGAUUAGGACGCCGUUGGCGAUGGCGAGGAUGGACGCCAACCAUCAGAUGCAGAUGUAG